This is a messenger RNA of Pelagomonas calceolata, 1048 nucleotides long. The record is from the annotation of a GenBank genome assembly. NCBI's taxonomy places the organism in Eukaryota, Pelagophyceae, Pelagomonadales, Pelagomonadaceae.
AGCGAGACUGAGCCCAAAAGAGCGGCUGCAAUCCGCCCCUUGCGCAAAAGAGUGGCGCAGCGCGACUGCUUUCAGGGUGCAACUGACUUUUCUGAACGCGUUCUGCAGCGAGCGCGCGCUCAAAAGCAAGGGUGCAGCAGUAGAGCUAGCACUGCCUGCAGCAGCGCGCGCGAAGGAGCGCUAGCGACGCAACAAAAAACCGCACCCAGCAGCGUCUAAAAAAAGCGAGAGACCGCGCGCUGCUUAGUCAAGCUCCCGGGGCGUUACGACAAAGACGUCGACCCCGGCAGAAGUAUCGCAAGAGGACCUGCCGUCAAUAAGGCCGGCGAAGCGACGCCAGUUCGCGAGCUGGUAAACAACCGGCGCACACGCAGGUCCGCGACCGCGUCCCGUGCCGCGACUCCCGCGCGCGCCGAAGAUGUAUAACACACCUGUCCCGAAGAGAUUCACCCCUGCACAAGGGGCUCGCUGCCGGCGACAACCCUCUAAGAAGUACUGAGGUCCCCGGAGCGCCGCGCGCGCGCGCCCGCCUGUCGCGGCGCGCCUCAUCCAUUCGUCCGCAGGCGCGCGGCGGCCUCCGCUACGAGAGAAGUGCACCCCCGCGUCGCAAAAACCUCCACUCGCGCGCGCCUAUGACGAAAACAGAUCUCUGACACCUCUUGUUUGAGAGCUCCGGUUCGCUGAACGUACACCUUUCUUUCCAUGCUAAUGCCGAGGCUCGAUUGCGUCGUCGAGGCACGCUCGAUCGACCGCCGAGGUCGUUCGUUGACCUAUCGUACUCACAGGUGCCGCGCAGCUCCGGCGGCAUCCACCAAAAUAACUUAACAACAGUCGCGCCCCGCGCGGGAAUCAAACGCGCGGAGAACACAAACGCGAAACGUCCGGAGGAUUACGAAACAUAGAUGACGAGUCUGACGCGGACCCCAUCCAUUCAUUCGGGGGAAGCGACUUAUGUGAUGCACGAUACGAGGCAUUUGUAUGACGGGCGAACGACACGCGCACCACGCCUGAUCGAGGCUAGGCGUCCGGGACCACGCGACGCGCAGGC